AUGAAAUCAAUUACAAGAGGAAACUAUAAGAAUGUGUUAUAUUUGAUAGAGGAGCAGCUGUUUCCUCAAAAUAAAAACUUAUUUGAUGGAACCGAUAAUGGUAGUUGUUUUCGUAAUAUUAUUUACACAAUAACACGUGGAUAUGGUUUUACUUGGAAUAUUAUUAAGUUUUUCAAUAAUAUUUUAUUUAUAACAUAAAUAUGA
Molecule: messenger RNA, 204 nt
Organism: Paramecium octaurelia
Lineage: Eukaryota; Ciliophora; Oligohymenophorea; Peniculida; Parameciidae
Source: the annotation of a GenBank genome assembly